UUUACGUUUCACAAUCAAUACGUUCUCGAAUCGAGUGUAAAGCCGAACGACUAUUAACCGCAGAGUUUUUAUGCAGUUAAUCGAACUAAAGGAUACGUAAAAAGGAUGUCGAGCAACGAAAUUUGUCUCCCGGUAUCGUAACGACAGACAGCGACGAAGUCAGUUAUUUAGCUAACGUCCUGUCACCAACUGUCAAGAGAAACCAAGAGAGAUGGCUACCUUUAGUAAUUAUACAUUUUAUUAAUUAAUUUCGAUGAUCAUAGAAAACCGGCUCCACCGUUCAUUACGAAGAUGAUUGUUUAGGAUUUAAAUAAUCAAAGCGAAAUGAGUAGCCAACUGAAUGUAACAUUAAGACCAGAGGUACGUUUAGAUGCUAAGUGGUUAAAAUUGGAUUUGCAACGAUUCCUUCGUCGUGAUGGACUUGCUGAACUUUGGAAUGAAAUGGUACGGGAUGGGGAAAUUGUUGGAUCUUUUAGCGAUGGUCUAAUUAAUUCUGCAGGUGUUCUUGCAAAAAAAGGUGACAGUGGGCAUUACUACUGCAAUUUGCGAGUGUUAUCCUGUCUUUGUUGUGAUGGCAUCUGUGGACCUCAAAGUGGUUGUAAUUGUGGACCAUGUCAAAAAUUAGAUGCAGAAGAAGCCACAAGAUGUACAACAACAGUAGAAAAAAUAAUACCAGUGCAACGCACAAUAGAUUCUUGGGUUUGGGGACUACAACCAUCUGAAGGUGAAUUGACUACAUGCGUUGAAUCUUUGAUAAAGGAGCAAAGAAAUCUGUGUCAUGAAGUUGCUAAUAGUACACUUUCAGCAACACGCCUUAGACAAAGAUUAAUUGUUGCAAGAAGAUAUUUCACAGCUUUGUCUCGAUACAAACCGCAAGAAGCCAAAGAAGUAGUGAUUCAGAAGAAUAUAGUCAAGACACAAAAAAUCAUAAAACCUAUUGAGAAAGCGACAGUUGGACUUGCACGUGUUGGAUCUCGAGCAGCUUUAAACUUUUCGUUUGCAUUCCUUCGACGGGCGUGGCGUUCCGGGGAGGAUGCUGAUCUCUGCAGCGAGUUAUUAACCGAAUCACUAGAAGCUUUACAAUCGUUACCCGAAGCGACUCUUUUCGAUGAAGGCACCGUUUCCAGAGUUUGGCUGGAAGUCGUUGAAAGAUCUGCCAAAUUCUUGCGUCAAGUCGUGACCGGGGACGUGGUGACAGGUAGAUCAUGGUGUCCCGUUCCUCUAUCGGAUCAACAUACAGCGUUGUGCUUACUCCUCGAACUUGUUACUCAAAAAGGCACAUUAUCCAGCCUCUUAGAUUCCGUAAUCUUACUAUUACACCUAAGCGGUAAGUCGAAAAACCAAGAUAACCGCGUGAUGCCACCUGGCUGUUCUGCCCCUUUGAUUCCACUACUUCGACGUCUUAACACGAUUCCUGCGCCAAAACCGAGGCAUACGGAUAACACCGUACUGCCAGGGCCGUGCGAGGUUCUCCUGAAGUACCUGAGAUUACCCGACGACAACACCGUUGCCGUUGAUUUAAGAAAAGCAGCGGUUGUAAUAAUGUGUCAUUUAAGUCGACUGGCAACUCCACUUUUACCUCCAGUCAUAACCGACGGCUUUUCAAAAAAUCAGACACAAGUGUAUCAAGAAGUCUUGGCUUGGGGAAGAAUUAAAUUAGGCAACGGAACUUCCCCAUUCUACUGCGAUGCGAUCGCAGAACUUGGAGUGAAGCAACUAUGCUGUACCGAAAGAGCACUGAUGAUUUUGUCCCUGAGUGGUAAGGUGUACAUGAUGUACCAUGGUUCCGAGACUCAAUAUCCGCAAAGAAUAUACGGUUUUGCGGAGAAAACGAUAACGAUGAUAGCCUCCCACCCGGAUGGCAAGCACUAUUUGGCUUUGGCUCAGGAUGGGACUGUCUUUUCUUGGGGGAAUGGUGAUGGUGGAAGACUCGGCCAUGGGGACACCACAUCCUACGACGAACCAAAGGUACUGGAGGCCCUUACUAACAAGGAUAUAACAUUCAUAGCAUGCGGAAGCAACUAUUCCGCAGCUUUGACAGUCACAGGCUCAUUAUACACCUGGGGACGAGGACACUAUGGAAGAUUAGGUCACGGCAACUGCGAUGACGUUUUAACCCCCACCUUGGUCUCCGCUCUGGAUGCACACACGGUUGUCCACGUUGCCUGUGGAAGCGGAGACUGUCAAACGCUCUGUGUCACCUCUUCCGGAAUCGUCUUCUCCUGGGGUGACGGAGAAUUCGGGAAGCUCGGCAGAGGCGGCUUUAUCGUUUCAAAGGUUCCCAAAAUCGUGGACAAGCUGUUCGACAUAAACGUCGUUAAGGUUUACUGUGGUGGCCAUUUCUCCGCUGCGUUGACAGCGUCCGGAGAAGUGUACACGUGGGGAAAAGGCAACUCCUUUCGACUGGGACACGGAAAUGAGGAACAUGUCAGUUAUCCGAAAAUUAUUGAUGUCCUAAAGAACAAAAAAGUAAUAGAUCUAUCAGUGGGUAAUGUCCACUUAUUGGCGCUUACGGAGGAUCGCCUCGUGUACGGAUGGGGCAGGAACGACUACGGCCAGAUAGAUCCAUCGUUGGGUCCUGUGGUAACUGAGCCAACUGUUUGCCCGACCCUAACUGGUAAAAAUGUCAUUGGCUUGGUGUGGGGCCCUUCGCAGAGUUUCGCCUGGUCCAUGCACUCCAUGUGGUCCGUUGGAAGCAGGGUUGCCUUCGUGGUAGACCUUUCUGAGGAGACGUUUAAACUUCUGGACACUUUAGUGGUAAAAUCUUGCGAAGGACUGCCAGGUACUCGGCCCCCUACGCAAGAUCGGGAAUGCCUGACAGUGGCGACAUUAAAUUUGCUAAGGUUACAGUUUCACGCCAUGAUAACUCACAAUAUCGAUAACAAAUCCGUGGGACUAGGGUGCUCCUCCCUGCUCAGCUCGUUGAAGCAGCGCUGCAUCGCUUUAGCAAGCGGAGCUGGUAUAUUAGCUACGAUUCAAGAAGCUGCACAAGCGGUAUUGCAAACAGGAUGGAGCAUUUUACUGCCAACGGCGAACGAACGAGCGAAAACUCUCUCGAGUUUCUUGCCUAAUUCCAGUAGUCUCGAGCAGUCAAAUACCAACAAGGGCCAGAGAUUUAUGGCUGAUUUGCUCGUCUCCAGUCUAAUGGCUGAUGGUGGAUUGGAGUUCGCUUUGAAGACUGCGAUCAAGGCCGAGGUCAUCGAUAUCUCCGACGACAAGGAGUUUCCCGUGACUAAGAGCGGGGAAAUUAAGCAAUCCAAGGAAUUCAACUCGGAGAAGCACAAUGUGACGAUAUCCCUAUUCCAACUAGUCAAGCAAUUGAUAAAAGACGGAUCUUGCAUUACUCAGUCCAGAUUUCAAGCUCUGCAACAGUCCAAUAGAAACGAGGACAUGCAAAAACUCGACAACUCCCCAAGCUUGAACUUACUACUCCGAUUUCAACGACUUCUGAUCACAAAGAUGUACGGAUGCAUCAAUAAAUGCAGCAACGAGGAACCGCGAGAUCAAGAGAUGCUUGGCGCCGAAUCUCUCCUGAAGAAGUACAUCCAUCAAGUUGCCAACCACGUAACCGAAGUUCUUCCGAUAGCGAGCGAGAUUGCUGGCACGAGCAGUAAAAGUUUCAUGCUAGUAGCUGCUGUCUUGAAAGGCGACAUCAUUAACAUUUUGAUACCUGAACUGAUCACUUGUCUGAUACUGCUUCAGGUGGACUAUCCAAUGUUAUUACUUAACAUGAAUUGGAUGGAAGUGCUCUCCCCGAUUCUGGAAGCCUUGGACGAAUUUAACAGACGAGCACCUACGAUAGAAAAAGAUGAUGCCGAUGAUUUGUCAUGGCCGGGAAUCAUCGCACCACAGCACGGAAACAAAAUACCCGUCCAUGACGAGCCACCUCUAAUUCGAUGGGCUGAUCUAGAAAACCAUAAUAGAGACGGUGGUCUCUGGAUAGUAGUUAACAAUAACGUCUACGACGUACAAGAUUUCCGUUACGAAGGUUCGUGCAAUGUAGAGAUGCUUAACAGAUGCACAGGGAGGGAUACGAUAACGUUACCUCGAUUCUCUCUGAUGAACGGAAUCAUGGACUCAUGCUUCGUAGGACAUUAUUCACAGCCUGAACCAGAGAAUACGCAGUUUACGGUAGAGGUUUCGGACGUUUGUUUAUCACUCCUUGAUAUGGAGAGGGCUCUUGGAUUCCUUUUAGGUCUACACGCGUACACCAUGCGUCAAAGUUUGGCUUUACAAGCUGCCGAAGAGGAGGCAGGGACGUGGCUGAACGCACAAUUUCUAAGAGGCGGUCUUCAGGUUCUGCAGCCUCCGAAUCCAUACGAAGAAGAAAAGGGAGAGGCUAGGAGCAAUACCUCCACAGCUGCGAAUUCACCGACAGAACCUCCGGUGUCUAUGUGUACCAAAGAUGAGCCGCAAAAACCUGCGGACGACAGGGUGUCGUUCUUUAUUCAAGCAUUGGCAGAAACUCAUAAAACCGACGCUUAUGUACAAGCUUUCUUAACUAUCGUCGAUAGAUACAACAAAGCUAAUAACCUACUUUCUCACGUGGAUUUUUCUGGUGACCAUCCUGUCGAGGAGAUUGGUCGCCUUUUAACAGCCGUCAUCAUAAAGCAUCUUGCGCUUGGCCACCAGACCAUAGCGCUAAUAGAUCAAGAAGUAAUGGAAGGUAACGCAAAGCUUACAAAACCUUUGGCUGAUACGGUCAGGGCCGUUCACCAGACCAAGUGGAACCUGAUAAGAGCGAAGCAACAGCAAAACAGGAGUUACAAAGAGGUUUGCGCCCCGGCACAAGAGAAAUGUAGAUUCUUACUGUACGAGGUAAGGCCCGCUACAAGUUACGAAGUCCAAGGUCUGCAAAGAUUGAAACUACUUCACACCGUCCCGAAGUUCAAACGAGCCGUUCGUGCUAUGAUCGUGGACAUAAAAAGAAAUAAGGAUUCUCCCACUAAAUUGGAAGAUAUCGUGAACGCUUCCAUUCAGAACGGUAAGAGUAAGACCAAGUCGGACGACGAUACAACACCGAAGGACAUCACCCCAAAUGCUUCGUUGCCUUCCAAGUUAGAGGACAUUUCUGGAAUAAAGAACGUAAUCAUGCAGUUAACCGAGAAGAUCAAAUUUAGACCUCUUGUGAGUAAUCCGGAACUGAUAACCAGUAUUAUUAACUUCUCCAUCACGGAGGAUGGAGGUGAUGUCGAGACUCUACGUCGAGCAAUGUAUUGCCAGAUCCAACGAGCUAAGAUGCGCGAAGAAGGUAUCAUAAUGAUUAAGGAGCUGCUCAAAAAGGAUUACUUGAUAACAUCCGUCAAGUACUCCCUACUCAAUGGUUGGCUUGGAUUGUCCCACGAAAACAAGCGUUUGAUUGGUGGGAUCACCCAUUGUUUGAGCAACAUUCAACUGGUGACUCCUUACCAGAGGUCGAAAGUGAUCCUAGCGGAAGCCGACGUCACAUCUUGGGCGAUUCAAGCCCUGAGAGCUUACGUCGUGCAAGCCGAAAUGCCCAAUAAACCCAAAGCGACCGGAAAAAGCAGUCUCAAUCAAGAAACGUAUACGUGGUUGAGGAAGUUGCCGAGAGCAAGAUUUCUCUUAACGAUCCUAGGCAUGCUCGCGAAUUAUCAACACGCCAACGAAAUCGGUCUCUUGAUAAACUCCGGUCUUCUUUCCAGUAUCUUGACCUUGUUGAGGCAAAUCGGGCCCUCCAUGCAGUAUAAACCUCCGCGGCUUGAAGGAGCAGCAGCGAUUUACGAGGACGCGGUGCAUAUGAGUAAGCCACAGACUGUUCAGCUGAGUGGUAUUGAAUUGGCUGCGUUGAUGAAGAUCGGAACGAGAGUCGUGCGCGGCGCGGAUUGGAAAUGGGGCGACCAGGACGGAUCUCCACCUGGAGAAGGCAGCGUUAUAGGCGAACUUGGGGAGGACGGCUGGAUCAGGGUGCAGUGGGAUAACGGAACUACGAAUUCCUACCGAAUGGGUAAGGAAGGUAAAUAUGACCUAAAAUUAGCCGAACCACCUCCACCUCCUGAUAGCGACACCGACAGCGAGACGUCGGUGAACGGCGGUAAGUCCGACAAGAACGGGGUCAAGGAGAUCCAUCCCACGACGUACCUGAAGAACGCAUCCACUAACUUGCUACGAAUAAUCUUGCUCUCUUGCGGCGUAGAAUCGGACGGAGUUCAACAUUCCGCGUUGAAAAUUCUGGCCUCCGUCCUCCGAGGAAUAAUUUCUGCAGCCAGCAAAUCCGACUCCAGCGUCCAAACGCAGCUAGCUAAGGAACACCACGGAACCUGGGCAACGCUAAGCAUUUUAAAAACAAUCGCCAAUUCCCCGAUGUUGUGCAGGGCUCUGAGCACUCAAGCUUGGGUCGACUUUCUUUUAAAUGUGAUAGGAGAAGACAAUCACCCCAACUUGCAAAAACAAAUCAUGGCUGUGAAGCUGCUUGCCGCUACUCUGCCCUCCUGGCCAGUCGAGUCUCCCGAAAUGACGCCAUUCUUGGACAAGGUCUUCAAGCUCUUAGGGCAAAUUGCUCUCAUAUGCGAAUCCGAAGUGCGUGCGGAGCUUCACGCGAACAAGAGUAGAGUGUCUUUGACUGCAUCGCACAGUUCUACCCUAGCCGAGGAGAUAAUUUCCCUGAUACAUAAAUUGCAUUCCCUUCCCGGCUGGAACACCGCAUUGAACGCAUUUUUAACAGCGAAGCUAGCCUUGGCUUCGGAUUUACUUAAUGACGGACCAUUGUUCCACAUACAAAUGAAUGAGAACGACGGAGGUAACAGUCUGGGAAUUCAACAGACGGUCAUGGCUGCCUUAAUCGUCGUCGGUGAUCUAGACAGUAGACCCAGAGUUGGCGGUUUGGUUGAAUUGGAUAACCAAAUUGGAACGGUCUGCAAGUUGACCUCACACUCCAAACUGGUCGUACAGUUGCAUGAGAACGGAACACAAAAGAAGGUACCAUUUUCGGCAGUACGACAGAUCAGCGAGAAGUUUCACCUGGACAGAAUGACCAUGACGGACUCGCUCAUGUCUACCUGGGCCAGCCUAUUACUGAAUCACAGUGGAACGGAUAAGAGACCAGGAGGAAUGCCCGUUAUAGCAGGCGUGGUCAACGCAUCGGUUCUUCGAAUCCAACAACAGCAACUAGCAGCGCUGAACGCCGGUAGGAUGUUACUUGACUACCAGUCCAAACUGAGACGAGUCUUGAAGACCUUGACGAACGACAGCGACGAUGACCGGACGACCCUGUUACAAGAAAUGCUCAUAAGAGCCACCAAACCUCAGCCCUUGAAGCCAAUAUUUAGCCGACAAGAACUGGAGACUGCAGCCUUGAUGGUAAGUCAAUACUUGGCCUCGGAACUGAUUCACACUCCAAUUCAUCGCAGCAAGGUCGGUUCGGAACCAGCGAGUCCUACGUCGGAUUGUUCCUUGGCGUCCUUAACGUCCAGCCAGCGUCGUCACUGCAGAAGCUCGAGGAAGAUCGGACCUCCAACUAGUCCUUUAGUCACGCAGCUCAUAGAGAUGGGGUUCCACCGGAAAAGCGUUGAAUUUGCCAUGAAGAACCUGAGCGGAACAGAGGCACACCUGACCACCGAGACGGUGGUGGGUUGGCUCUUGGAGAACCCUGACGCGGCAUUCAGCGAUACCGAGACCUUGUCCAGCGUGGACGGUUUAUCGGAUUCCGACGACUCGACGAGCGACGACGUCGACGACUUGACGUCGAACCACGAGGCUGGCUCUACCGCGCAUCGAACCUUCAUGAAACGGUCCGAUUUCCUUUCCGUAGACGAGUAUGCUAUUUACGUUCGUGAUAACGUAUCCGCCGGGAUGCUGGUGCGCUGUUGCAAGAGCUACGAAGAGGUGGAUCACGGUGACGUGGGCCAGGUGGUUAAGAUCGACCCGGAAGGUCUACAUGACCUGAACGUGCAGGUCGCCUGGCAACACAAAGGUGGCACCUAUUGGGUAAGAUUCAUCCAUAUUGAGCUUUUAGGACACCCGCCGUCUUUACCGGGACCACCAGCCUUGAAGAUUGGCGAUAAAGUACGCGUGAAGGCCUCAGUCGCCGUUCCCAAAUACAAAUGGGGCUCUGUGAACCACGAUAGCGUCGGAGUCGUGACGGAAAUCAUCAAUAAUGGCAAGGACGUGUCCGUAGACUUUCCUCAACAGAACGGCUGGACCGGGUGUGCAGCGGAAAUGGAGAGAGUACCCUCGUGCCAUCACACCGUUUCUUGCAAUUCUUGCCACAUGUCGCCCAUAUCUGGACCCAGAUUCAAGUGCAAACUUUGCGAGAACUACAAUUUGUGUGAGAAUUGCUUCUACACGAAGAGAUCCCAUCGGCACGGUUUCUACAGGAUUACCGAACCAGGGACGGCAGCGGUCUAUGCUGGUAAACCGGGGAGAUAUCAUCGGCAGGACACCUCCGAGAGCUCUUUGAUCGAGGAUUGGUCAAGAUGUAUCAGAUCACUGGAUGUCUCGUCGAGGGAACAUUGGGCACUGAGACUAGUCGAUGGGUCUGGCGAAUACUGGCAGAGCUGUGGCUGCCAAGGGAAGCACUGGAUUCGUUUAGAGAUGUUGCCCGGGAUCAUGAUCUACUCCUUGAAGAUACAGGUGAACCCUCAGGAUAGCAGCUACAUGCCUUCCUGGAUAGCGGUCAGCGGAGGGGACUCCUUCGGCAGUUUGCUAGAGCUGGCUUCGAUAACCGUAAGGAACACCGACACUACCGUCACUCUGCUGCAAGACCUCCAAGAGUACUACCCCUGUAUUGAAAUAGCUAUCAAACAAUGUCGCAAUGGCGGUAUAGACUGCAAGAUUCAUGGUUUACAAAUAGUCGGACGUAAGAAAUUAUUCGAGAACCAGCUGGCCACCUCUGUGUCGUUUUUAGCUUCUGACUGGGAGGUGGUGCAGGAACAGAUGACAGCGCAGCGCACAGGUGACACCCAUCAACACUCGGCCGUAUACGUCUGGGGUCUAAACGACAAGGACCAAUUGGGAGGCCUAAAAGGUUCAAAAAUAAAGCUACCUGUGUACAGCGAAGCCCUGUCUCAGUUAAAGCCUGUCCACAUCGCUGGGGGUAGCAAGACGCUCUUCAUCGUCAGUCAAGAAGGGAAAUUGUACGCCUGCGGAGAAGGGACUAACGGCAGGCUGGGACUCGGUGACAACAACAACGUAUACGAACCUAGACCCAUACCGUUUCUAAGUCAAUACGUAAUAAAGAAAGUGGCCGUGCAUUCUGGAGGCAAACACGCGUUAGCAUUGACCCUGGACGGCAAAGUGUUCUCCUGGGGCGAAGGGGAGGACGGUAAACUAGGUCACGGCAAUCGCUUGUCUCUGGACAAGCCAAAACUCAUCGAAACCCUGAAAUCGAAAAGAAUUAGAGAUAUAGCUUGCGGAUCGGGGCAUUCCGCGGCGAUAGCGAGCAACGGUGAGGUAUACACCUGGGGAUUAGGGGAAUAUGGCAGGUUGGGCCAUGGAGACACGAAUACCCAACUAAAGCCGAAACUGGUAGAGGCGCUCGUGGGUCAGAGAGUGAUCCAAAUUGCGUGCGGCAGCAGAGACGCCCAGACAAUGGCUUUGACCGAUUACGGCUGUGUAUAUUCUUGGGGUGAUGGAGACUUUGGAAAACUGGGCAGAGGAGGUAGCGAUGGCUGCUAUACGCCUCUUCUUAUAGACAGGCUGACCGGUCUCGGGGUUAUCCAAGUGGAAUGCGGUGCACAGUUCUCCCUGGCCUUGACUAAGUACGGAGAGGUGUGGACUUGGGGUAAGGGCGACUACUUCCGUCUAGGUCAUGGCAAUGACCACCACGUGCGAAGACCCACCGUAGUCGAUGGUCUGAGAGGGAAGAAGGUGAUCCACGUGGCCGUGGGUGCUCUUCACUGUUUGGCGGUAACCGAUGCCGGGCAGGUAUACGCAUGGGGCGACAACGACCAUGGCCAACAGGGCAAUGGUACAACCAUCGUCAAUAGGAAGCCGUCGCUGGUCCACGGUCUGGAAGACGCAAAGGUGAACAGGGUAGCCUGCGGAUCGAGCCACAGCGUGGCCUGGGUGCUGACCGACCAGCCGACCACCAGCAACCAGGAACCGGUAGCGUUCCCCACGUUGAAAGAUCCCCUAGGCCAGGCGUCCAUAGGGAUUCUGGAUCCAUCGGAGCCCACUGCGGUUGCGAAUCCUAAAGACGUCAGGCCUUCCCUGGCGCACAUCAUUCUCUCCCUGGAGAGCAACGUGGCGAAACAACAAGCUCUGCAACACGUGAUAAAUGCCCUGCACAUCAUGCAGGCCAGGACGGCCAUAGUCACGGCUCUACGUAGCCAUACGGCGGUAACCUCUUGCCCGAAGUCUGCAACACCAGAUGUUCCUCCAGAGGGGGCCAUGAGCUCCAGCAUCGGGCCCGUGGUUUACCAGAAUGUUACCGAGAUUGCCCAGGGUGGCGGUGAAGCGCCAGCGAGUGUCACCGAGGUACCCAACGUGGCCUCCAGUCCACGAGCUACCCCGGAAUCCGAGGAUUACCCGCUCGCCGUAUUCCCUUCCAUGUCCAGCUCCGCAAGUCUAUCCUCCCGGGCCUCGAAGAUGUCCACCAGCGCCAUGAGCGUUAUCGCGGCUACCUUGACUUCCAACGCCCAUGUAAUUGGCGAAGGGGCCAACACCGAAUCGGGUCUGGACGAGUUCACCGCGGCCUUAACCGAGGACGACGCGAGGAUGUUGGUGGACCUUCUAAAGCUCGCCGUGGCCAACAGAGUGUGCGACGGCGCCAAGGAGACCAUUUCUUCUGUUCUGAUCUCUUUAGGUAAGGCGAACAGGUCCAUAGGGAACAUGCUCCUGGAGCUCUGCGUCACCGAACUAGAGGACACGGCAGCCAACUCGAACUGCAUGACCAAUGCACCACAACCGGUGGUCCAGGAGACGCCGCAUCCUUAUAUCGAUGACACCACUCUCACGGGACACGUGAAAAUUCCUGGGGCAGAGGUGUUGAGAAUUGAGUUCGAUCGACAGUGUUCAACGGAGAGAAGACACGAUCCACUUACAAUCAUGGAUGGUAGUUGUCGGGUCGUGGCCGUCCGGUCUGGCAAGGAGUGGAGCGAGUGGUCGGCCGAGAUCAGGAUACAAGGCGACGAGCUCAGGUGGAGAUUCUGCUCGGAUAGCUCGGUCAACGGAUGGGGAUGGAGAUUCACUGUCUACCCUGUGCUGGCCACUCUUGAGCCCCUUGGCUCCGACCGAGCGGUACUCUCUCAGCCCUCCAUCACCCUGGCGGAAUACCUUUUGGACAAUGAUUUAAUUCAUUCCGACAAGAACAUUGUUACCCGAUUGGCAGCCACCCUGGCGCAGUGCAGUCAGCUCAGCAUUCUGAGCGCCCAGCAGCGUAUGUGGGCCCUGAAGAAGCUCCAGGUGGUGUACUUGAGUGCUCCUGGGAUUCGAUCCGAUACCGCUCUAUCGACCUUAUUGGGCUCCUUACCCCAAGCUUUGCUCAGACAGUAUGAAUACGAGGAUCCUGCAGUUAGAGGUGGCAAGCAACUGAUGCACAGUGACUUCUUCAAGGUCCUCGUAGGCCUCGCUUGCGAUCUUGAACUCGACUCCAUGCAAUGUUGCGCAGAGAUCCACAAGUGGUCUUGGUUCCGGAGGUAUUGCCUCGCUGCCCGAGUUGCCAAAGCCCUUAUCAACCGCACUUCCCUACCCGCGCCCUUCUGCUUAGAAGUUAUCAAAAGAAUCAACGAGAUGAUCACCGAUGGAGAUACCGGAUCCAAAGACCACGAGAACCAUGAAAUUUUUAAGCAAGAGCACGACGAGCAGUUACUGCAGUGGCUUAAUAGGAGACCGGAAGACUGGACCUUGUCUUGGGAUGGGUCCGGAGCUAUUUAUGGCUGGGGUCAUAAUCACAGAGGACAACUGGGUGGACUGGAAGGUGCUAAAGUUAAGCUACCUUCGCCCUGCGAGAGUCUUUCGGCUCUUAGGCCUGUUCAGCUCGCUGGUGGAGAACAAACUCUGUUUGCAGUCACUGCCGAUGGCAAGGUUUAUGCGACUGGGUACGGUUCAGCCGGUCGCCUCGGAAUUGGAAGUACGGACUCCGUAAUGGUACCAACACUCUUGGAGUCUAUUCAGCACGUCUUUAUUAAAAAAGUCGCCGUCAAUGCCGGAGGAAAGCAUGCCCUUGCCUUGAGUUCCGAGGGCCAUGUUUAUUCCUGGGGUGAAGGAGACGAUGGUAAACUGGGACACGGCGUUAGAUUGUCCUUUGAGAGGCCGAAGUUGAUCGAGGAUUUACUCGGCACUGAAAUCGUCGACAUUGCCUGCGGUGGACAUCACAGUGCCGCCAUCAGCAGUGCCGGUUGGCUCUAUACAUGGGGAAAAGGACGAUAUGGACGUCUGGGACAUGGAGAUAGCGACGAUCAGUUGAGGCCCAAGGUCGUUGCUGCUCUGCAGGGUUACAAGGUCAUCGACGUUGCCUGUGGUAGCGGAGAUGCUCAAACACUUUGUGUCACUGACGACGACAACGUAUGGAGCUGGGGAGACGGCGACUACGGAAAGUUGGGCAGAGGAGGAAGCGAUGGUUGCAAAUUUCCCAUGAAAAUAGAAUCUCUCGAGGGACUUGGAGUGAUCAAGGUGGAGUGCGGUAGCCAAUUCUCGGUGGCGUUGACGAAAUCCGGCACCGUUUAUACUUGGGGCAAAGGCGACUACCACCGAUUAGGACAUGGCAACGGUGACCACGUGCGUCGACCUCGUAAAGUAGCCGCUCUUCAGGGUAAGAAAAUUAUCUCAAUUGCAACGGGGUCUUUGCAUUGCGUGGCCUGCUCCGAUAAAGGAGAAGUCUUCACCUGGGGCGACAACGACGAGGGGCAGCUGGGAGAUGGAACCACGAGCGCUCUGCAAAGGCCAAGGCUUGUGCACGCUUUGCAAGGAAAGAAAAUAACGCGCGUCGCGUGUGGAAGUGCUCACACGUUAGCGUGGAGCACGACGAAAGUCACGCAGAGCAGAUUGCCAGCGUCGAUCCCGAUGGAGUACGACUUGGUGAAAGACUUGCCGUUCUCCACUUUGCACAAUCGAUUGGUCCUGUUGCAUCAUUUUGCGGAGUUGCUGUGUCCGUCGUUGACGAUGUUUCCUACAAUAGGUCCCAUCAGUCUGAGCCGACUUGCUCCUAUGUUGGUUUACAGCAUCAAAGAGGCAACAUUCCGCAAAGUGAUUCAAGCAACGAUGGUCAGGGACCGCCAACACGGACCGGUUAUUGAGCUGAACAGGAUCCAAGUAAAGAGGGCAAGAAGCAAAGGUGGACUCGCCGGACCUGAUGGGAUAAAAUCAGUAUUCGGUCAGGUGGUCUCGAAAAUGUCUUUACUGACGCAAGACGUCCUUUUCCUGCCGCACCGGGUGUGGAAGGUCAAAUUUAUCGGGGAAAGUGUCGAUGACUGUGGAGGUGGUUACAGUGAAAGUAUUGCGGAGAUGUGCGACGAACUACAAAACGGAUCUUUACCUCUGUUUAUUUCGACACCCAAUGGCAGGGACGACAAUGGAACGAACAGGGAUUGUUUCCUGUUAAAUUCGGUGGCUACCUCACAUCUGCACCUGAAUAUGUUCCAAUUUUUAGGAAUAUUAAUGGGAGUAGCUAUAAGGACGGGAAGUCCUUUGAGCUUGAAUUUGGCCGAACCCGUUUGGAAACAGAUAGCUGGAAUUUCGUUAACGCCCGGUGACUUGACAGAAGUUGAUAGAGAUUACGUGCCCGGCUUAUUGUGCAUAAGAGAUAUGGACCCUGAUGAAAAAGUUUUUCAGUCUUUGGAAAUGCCCUUUUCAACUCCCUCCGCAGUUGGACAUGAUGUACCAUUAUCCAAUAGAUAUCGAAAGAUAACUCCGGAAAAUAGGCACGAAUACGUUCGGUUAGCUUUAAACUAUAGACUUCACGAGUUUGACGCUCAAGUAGCUGCUGUACGGGAAGGUUUAUCAAAAGUUGUCCCCGUACCAUUGUUGGCUUUGUUUAGUGGAGCAGAGCUUGAAACAAUGGUGUGUGGCAGUCCAGAUAUACCUUUAUCUUUAUUAAAAUCAGUUGCAACGUACAAAGGUAUCGAGGCAACUGCACCAUUAAUUCAAUGGUUCUGGGAAGUUAUGGAAGAGUUUUCAAAUCAAGAAAGAUCUUUGUUUCUGCGAUUCGUUUGGGGUAGAACUCGUUUACCACGGACAAUUGCGGAUUUUCGAGGGAGAGACUUCGUUUUACAGGUGAUGGACAAAUACAAUCCACCGGAUCAUUUCUUACCGGAGAGUUAUACGUGUUUCUUCCUUCUUAAAAUGCCGAGAUAUUCGUGUAAACCAGUAUUGCGGCAAAAAUUGAAAUACGCAAUACAUUUUUGUAAAAGCAUUGACACCGAUGAGUACGCUAGAGUGCAAGCUGUGCCUACUUCUGAUACGGAAGACAGCGACAGUCUCGCCAGCGAAGAACAUACGUCCCUUUAGUUUAAACAAUCUGUGGAAUUAUGAACAAGAGUCGAUAAAAACGAUUUAAAUGUGAUACAGUAAGAGAUCUCUCCGAAGAAAAUUAACGUCUUUUACUCAGUAUUUAUUUAAUUCAAGCUAGAUAAAGAUCUCUACUCAUACCGUGUGAAAGAAAUUGCAUUCUGUAUGCUACAAGAAAGGCUGAAUUGAAAUUACAAUUAAGAAAAACUAUUAUCUUCAAAGACGACGUUACAGGAUGGAAUUUGCAACGGGAGAUCUGCAUACAUCGGAUAGAUACUUAAGUAAUAUUUUUAAGGCUUGUGUGAAUAUCUGCUCUGCGAUGGCCUUUUCAAAUAUCAUAGAUAGUGCGAUAUUGAUGUUAUUGAUGAUUGAUCUUAAAUUAGAAUGAUGCCAAUUGAGAAACGAAAAGAGAAAAGCUAAUUCGCCAAAUAGUUCAUUUUAUCACGUUGACGAUUGGGCAUUCUACCGCAUUGGAAUAAUACUUUAUACACUCUACAGGGUACCAAUGGAUUUAGUUAAAAUGGGUAAAGAAACAGUUCUUCCUUUGGUUUUCAAAGAUAUAACAUAAAAACACUGUAACCGUUACAUACGUCUUUGUAACAUAUAAUAUAAAAUGCAUAUUACAUGUACGUAAUAUUUAUAUUUAUAUUACUAUGUCCUGCACAGUUACAUAACGCUGUUAUAAAACGAAUAAUUACCUUACACAUAACAUAUCGAUAACAUGUUAUGUGUUAUGUUAGUAUUAUACAACUGCAUUGAAGACAAAUUUCAAACAAUGUUACGAAACGGUAAUAAUUCGAUAUUAUAUAAUAUCAAUGUAUUCUUUGAAUAACUUUCGUUAUAUACCCUGUGUUAUGUAAUUGUAAUAUAGCAUGCUUGGUGGGAACGAAUCAGAAAGAACCGCAGUAGUAUAAUGAGUGUUGUCAUCGUAGCAGCUAAUAUGCGUUCAUUGCAAUAAGUUGUCGGGAAGUUGUCAAUGUUCAAUUUUAUAUUUGAGGAAAUGUAUCUGCAAGGGAUCACAACUUUUAAUUGAGCAGAUAGUUCUUUCAUUUUUGUUACACGAUCUGUCGAGGAUGUUAAUGAUAUCACUUUAGAUUAGUAAGAGGACCCAAUAUCUAUGCGGAAUGAACCGAUUAAUCGAGUGAUAGGUACUCGACGGAGAGUCACUACCUUUUCCUUAUACAACACAAGUGAGAGAUGCUGUUCUAAGCAGCUAAAAUAUUCCCGAUCACGAAUUGUUGGACAUUCUUUAAAUUAGCGUGCACUUAUACGAUUUUAACUAUCAAGCGUUUUAUCUCGAUGACUUUUCGUACGAGUAAUUAAGCGUACAGAUUAUGCUUCUGGUGGUGUAGUUCCAUCGAAACCUAUCUGCGAAUAAAGACGCUGCAUUACUCA
Orussus abietinus is the source of this 15798-nucleotide messenger RNA. It is a transcript of the gene HERC2, whose product is annotated as E3 ubiquitin-protein ligase HERC2. Gene Ontology annotation, biological process: protein ubiquitination. Gene Ontology annotation, molecular function: ubiquitin-protein transferase activity; zinc ion binding. The record is from RefSeq and is a predicted model, not a curated record. NCBI's taxonomy places the organism in Eukaryota, Metazoa, Arthropoda, Insecta, Hymenoptera, Orussidae. The transcript has 13 exons. Bases 325 to 14403 code for a protein of 4692 amino acids.